ACCGUGCCGAGAAUCUGCAGCUCAAUGAGAGAGUGAUCAGCUGUCUCAUCGCUGAGAUACUAUCCUGGUGGGGACAGAUCGGAGCUCGGAACCAGGGUUACUAAGAUCUUCCUCCAUGUCCGCAGCACCCCCCUCCAGCCCCAGCAGUGUCUCGGCCCCGGCUCUGGUCCAGUUCCAGCUCGGCCUGUUCAGAGAGGUGGUUCGAGUCCCGGCUGGAAACCUGAGCUACCGCCAUGCCAGGAGGCUCGCUGCGGAGAUCAUCGAGCGCAAGGCUCCAGAUUGCAGUGUGGUCGGCCUCGGGGAGAAGGUGCUGCUCUUCAGACAUGACUCCUCUUCAGAGCAGCUGCUGCAGCGCUUCACUGACGAUGACGAGCUGCGGGACGGAGACCUCAUCGAGGUCAUCGUCGCAGGAUCAGCGACAGUGACUGAGAUGAGGAUCCGCCCCCACUCCCUGGUGGUCCACUCGUACCGGACCCCCACCUUCUGCCACCACUGUGGGGAGAUGCUGUGGGGCCUCGUCCGACAGGGACUCAAAUGUGACGGUUGUGGGUUAGACUUCCAUAAGCGCUGUGCCUUCCUCCUGCCCAACGACUGCAGUCGGGCUCGUCGGCAGGUCAGCACCAGCCUCUCCCUGUUUCCCCCCCGACGGCCCCGCUCACACUCCCUGUCCAACCAGGCAGGAGGCAGUCUGGAGGAGAUCAGCAUGACGAAGCCCUCCUCCAGACCCCCGUCCUGGGCCGAGGCCCCGGUGUGGCUGGUGGUCGGGUACGGGGACUCCAGCCCGGCUCAGGUUCCUCACACCUUCCACAUCCACAGCUACACCAAACCCACCGUGUGCCAGCACUGCCACCGGCUGCUCAGGGGGCUCUUCAGGCAGGGCCUGCAGUGCUCAGACUGCAGGUUUAACUGCCAUCGGCGCUGCGAGCUGCUCGUCCCCAGAGACUGUCCGGGAGAGAGGAGGGCCGCCAACGGGGAGGAAUCCCCAGCGGUGGGUCAGAGCUGCCCUGCCGACCCGGAGGACAAUGAGCUCAGCACGGUGGAAACCUCGGAGGAGGAGAUGUUCGCCAACGGAGAAUCCACCGCCGAGGGCCAGCAGGACGAGCAGCUGCGGGAGGCCAUGAGUCCGUGCUUCAGCAGCUACAUCCCCCUGAUGAGGCUGGUGCAGUCGGUGCAUCACAGCAAGAGGAGAGCGGGGGGGGUCCUGAGGGAGGGCUGGCUGCUGCACCACACCAACACCGACACACUGAGGAAGCGCCACUACUGGAUCGUGGACUGGAAGAGCAUCACUCUGUAUCAGAACGAGAGCAGCACCAAGUUCUACAAGGAGAUCAGUCUCUCGGAGGUGCUGCAGGUCCGAGGCCCCGCCCACCUCUCCCUGUCGCCAGGCAACAGCGAGCACACCCUGGAGGUGGAGACGGCGGCGCUGGUGUUCUGCGUGGCGGCCGGAGACGAAGCGUCCGUCUGGGAGAGCGCCAUCCGCCAGGCCCUGAUGCCGGUGCAGAGCAGCGUGGGGGGGGGGGAGGAGCAGGAUAAUGAUUCCCGAAGAGACAGCAUGGACAUCAGCUCGGUGUAUCAGAUCUCCACAGACGAGGUUCUGGGCUCGGGACAGUUUGGAGUCGUUUACAAAGGCACUCACAGGAAGUCGGGUCGGCUGGUCGCCAUUGGCGACCAGCCGACCCGACUUCCUGUGAGAGGUGGCCCAAAACCCGACAAAGGCAAGGAUGCGUUUCCACAAGAUCGCCAACGUGAACAAAGCUCUGGACUUCAUCUGCCAGCAAGGGCGUGUGAACUGGGUGUCCAUCGGGGCCUGAGGGUCAAGAAUAUCUCUUUUGGAGCCCUGAGGCCUCGUGAAGUUCAGUUAGUCUCCUCAGCAGCAGCAGCAGACUCACAGGCCGGACUGUUCAACCUGUUUCAGUAG
This is a messenger RNA of Notothenia coriiceps (black rockcod), 1918 nucleotides long. RefSeq names its product serine/threonine-protein kinase D3-like. Gene Ontology annotation, biological process: intracellular signal transduction; phospholipase C-activating G protein-coupled receptor signaling pathway. The coding region runs from base 116 to 1918 and encodes 600 amino acids. Gene Ontology annotation, molecular function: protein serine/threonine kinase activity. Gene Ontology annotation, cellular component: cytosol. The record is from RefSeq and is a predicted model, not a curated record. Lineage: Eukaryota; Metazoa; Chordata; Actinopteri; Perciformes; Nototheniidae. The transcript is spliced from 16 exons.